Phalaenopsis equestris is the source of this 1463-nucleotide messenger RNA. RefSeq names its product UDP-galactose/UDP-glucose transporter 5B-like. The record is from RefSeq and is a predicted model, not a curated record. NCBI's taxonomy places the organism in Eukaryota, Viridiplantae, Streptophyta, Magnoliopsida, Asparagales, Orchidaceae. Gene Ontology annotation, molecular function: 3'-phosphoadenosine 5'-phosphosulfate transmembrane transporter activity. Gene Ontology annotation, biological process: transmembrane transport. Gene Ontology annotation, cellular component: endoplasmic reticulum membrane; Golgi membrane. The transcript has 12 exons. Bases 155 to 1180 code for a protein of 341 amino acids.
AACCAUCGCCUCCGUCCUACCUUCCGCUUCCGCCUCCCUUGCUCGAAACCAUCGCGGUACAGUCGCUACUGAAGCUAGCUGGGAAGGCAACGAUGAGAUCACGGCGUUAAAAGAUCUCCGAAACUCCCAUAUCCCCUUGGGAUUUUGAUCGGUGAUGGCGGAAGUUAUUAUUGGCUCUUGGAAAGAAAGUAAGGCUGCUAAGCUUGUCUUUGGCGUGGUUGGGAUCAUGGGCACUCUUCUCGUCUAUGGCGUUUUGCAGGAGAAGAUCAUGAGGGUUCCCUAUGGAGAAGAGAAAGAAUACUUCAGAUUUUCGUUGUUUCUUGUUUUGUGCAAUCGUAUUAUAACUUCAGCAGUUUCGGGAGGUGUCUUACUGAUCAGUGAAAAGACCUUGAUUCCUGCCAGGCAUAAAUAUUGUGCAUUAUCAUUAUCCAACAUACUUACAACAACCUGUCAAUACGAGGCACUAAAGUAUGUUAGUUUUCCUGUUCAGACACUUGCUAAAAGUGCAAAAAUGAUACCUGUAAUGGUUUGGAGCACAAUCAUUAUGCGGAAGAAAUAUAAUGGAAAGGACUAUUUCUUUGCUUUCCUUGUAACCUUGGGUUGCUUUGUAUUCAUUUUAUAUCCGGUAUCAGAUGCUAUCAACACACAUCAAGCAGGAAAAGAAAAUACUCUGUGGGGCAUUUUCCUUAUGAUUGGUUAUCUUGGGUUUGAUGGCUUUACCAGCACGUUUCAAGAUAAACUCUUCAAGGGUUAUGACAUGGAAAUACAUAACCAAAUAUUCUACACUACAUUAUGCUCUACUUUUCUUAGUUUUUGUGGACUUGUAGUACAGGGUCAUCUACUCAUGGCAAUAGAUUUUAUGCUUCGUCAUCAAGACUGCAUCUUUGAUGUUUUGUUGCUAUCCACGGUAGCAACUGCUAGCCAAUUCUUCAUUUCCUAUACUAUUCGAACAUUUGGGGCUCUCACAUUUGCUACCAUAAUGACCACAAGACAGUUGGUGAGCAUUUUGCUAUCUUGUUUCUGGUUCUCUCAUCCCCUUAGUUUGGUGCAGUGGUCUGGAGCUGUUAUUGUUUUUGGAAGUCUCUACUUCAAAAGUUUCCUGAGAAGCAAUCCACAUACUCAGUUGCCUUCAAUUCAAACAAAUGACGAAGAUAAGACUCCAAGAAACAGUAAUUCUUGAGACCACAAUAUGAUCUAACUUUUAACACAAAAAUUCUUUGUUAUUUAAAAAAAAACUACAAUGAGAGAAUUUACAAAUCUUAACGUUAAUGCAACCUGGAAAUCCUCGAUGCUUACAGACUAUGGUUGAGAGAGGGAAAAAUAGCUUCUGUAGUCUUCUAGGAAAAGAUUUUUUAGCUCUUCCCCUCCCUAAAUUUGUGUAUUACUCUUUUAGUUGUUUUAAUAAAAGUAACUCAAGCAUUAAGUGAUUUUUAUAGAUCAGCAAUGCUUCAAUUUAAGGAAUU